Messenger RNA from Phacochoerus africanus (Common warthog), 4687 nucleotides. RefSeq names its product FA complementation group B (gene FANCB). Gene Ontology annotation, biological process: positive regulation of double-strand break repair via homologous recombination; negative regulation of double-strand break repair via homologous recombination; interstrand cross-link repair. The transcript is spliced from 9 exons. Bases 537 to 3101 code for a protein of 854 amino acids. Gene Ontology annotation, cellular component: Fanconi anaemia nuclear complex. The record is from RefSeq and is a predicted model, not a curated record. NCBI's taxonomy places the organism in Eukaryota, Metazoa, Chordata, Mammalia, Artiodactyla, Suidae.
CAGCCUCGGGCCUGGGCCUCCCAGGAUGCAGCGCGCGGGCGGGAGGUUUGGAGCUUCCUCACUUGGUGCUUGUUUGCGGCGUCGGGGACGCGGCGGCUGCGGGACGCGCGACCUCCAGCUCAGAGGUAGACUCGGCGGUGUGUGCCCUGACCUGACCUUCCACGAGGGGGUGGCGGGGCUGGGUUUGCUCUCCUAGUCCCUUCGUUACGGAAGAGCGGGAAGGAAGUGGGCGUCCCGGGGCCUGUGCUCGUCAUUCUCUGGAAGGAUAACUAGAUACCAAGUGCUUGCUCUAUUGGACUUUUUCGCUUGAAAGUUUCUUCACCUCUGCAGCGUCUUUCCCACUUGGAGUGUGAGAUAUUUAACAAAGGAUGUGUCUUCGAAAUCUUUAAGACAGAUAUAUAAAGCUCUGCCUACUCAAUGGCAGUUGCUCUCAUUUCAUUUUUAGGUUUAAAAGCUUCAACUGGAAUCGGUUUGCAUUCGGAAAUUGCACCAACACAAAUCGGACUUGAUAUUGUGGAUUGACUAGCAAAUAAGCAAUGUCAUCUAAUGAACAAGAAAGGCUCUUAUGUUAUAAUGGGGAAGUCCUUGUUUUUCGUUUGUCCAAAGGGAAUUUUGUAGAUAAAGGGCCUGCAAAAAUAACCAUGAUACAUGUCAGAAGAAUGACAUUUGACAGAGGAACAGGAGUAUUUGUUCAGGAGUCCACUGGAUCCUUUAGCAUAAAAGAAGAAUACUCUCAUUUAAAAAUUACGUGUUGCAACUCUGUUUCAGAUUUCAGAACUGGAAUUAAUCUGCCUUACAUUAUGAUACAGUGCAAUAAAGAGAAUAACAUUUUCAGAUACUUUGUACUAUUUCUUCACAGUACCAAUAAAUUUGAAAAGCGUUUGAGUUUUAGACUAGGCUAUGAAUUAAAAGAUAGCAUAAGGGUCCUUAAUGGCCCUUUAGUUUUAUGGAGACAUGUCCAGACAUUCUUCUAUAUCUCUUCCCAAACUGGCAGAGUUGUUACUGUGUCCUUUAACUUUUCCUCUAUUGACUGGGUAGGGGAGAUUGAAAAUCUAGGUAUAGUUUUAUUAGGACUAAAGAGAUAUUUAUCUGAGGAAGGAUGCACCCCGAAGCCUUCGAAAUCAGAUUACGCAACUUGGAAUACCCCAUUUUGUGUAUACUCCCUCGAAAGGGAAGAAGUCCUAAGUGACACGUACCUUAUCCCUCCCGUGUACAGCAGCGUGGUAACUUGUGUGCAUGUCUGCACAACUGAGAUUGUCGACAACCAAUUGAGAAUGUCUCUGAUUGCCCUUACUCAAAAGAAUCAGCUGAUUUCAUUCCAAAAUGGGACUCCUAAAAGUGUGUGCCAGCUUCCAUUUGAAGAUCCUUGUGCAGUUCAUCUUAUGGAUUCAGGUGGAGGAAACCUCUAUUUCAUCGUAUCCUUUAGGUCCAAUGAUGCUUGUGCUGUUAGGGCAAAGAACUUUCAGGUUGUCGAUAAAUGGGAGAAAAUGAGCUCAGUACUGGUAGAUGACUUUCUUGGAACUGGAACUGAACAAGUAUUGCUACUUUUUAAAGACUCCUUGAGUUCAGAUUGCCUGAGUUCAUUUAAAAUAACAAACCUUGACAACAUAAACUAUUCAAGCCAAGCAGUGGAUUGCAGUCAAGAUGACUUAUUUGACAACGAACAAGAUAACUGCUCUUUAAUGAUUCCACCUCUGGAAAGAAGAUUGAAAGUUGGUUUCGUUUCUAUUCAGGAAUUACAGCAAAAUCUCUUGCUUAAGGAAAAAAUUCUAUCAAAAUCUUACAAAGCUUUUACAAACCUUUUUCAAGGGAAAGAUGAUAGUACACCAAGUGCAAAGGAGGACUGUCUUGUCACUCUUUGUGGUAAAGAAGAAAAUCCUGUCUGUACCUUUGAUGAAAAGUUGUCAGAAAAUUUUCAAGAUUCAAAACAGUUAGUAGAGAAGAUAUGGUAUCGUGUAAUAGAAGAUAGCUUGGUUGUUGGCGUGAAAACCACAUCUUCUUGGAAGGUGUCCCCGAGUCACAUGACUUUGUCACUGUCAAUGCAUGGAGCCUGCAACUCCAGCUUUCCAGGUAUUAAGUGUCAAAAUAGGGUGCUCCAGUUGAAUAGGAAUUCUUCCCCACCACCAUGCCUAGUGCCGUAUGAAGUACGAUCAGGGGUAAAAAGAAUCAAGUUGAGUGUUGAUAGUGAGCAAGAGGAAGAGAAGAAGGAAAGCCUUGUUUGUGAGCAGCCCUCUGAGAAAGACUGCGUACAGAUGAUUACUGCUGUGACAUCUCUUUCGCCGCUUUUAGCAUUCAGUAAUUUUUGUUGCAUUGUGCUGCUACAAAUUAGAGAGAGAGAGAAUGCGAACUAUUCCAAAGUUCAUUAUGUUCACUGUGGCAGAAUUUUUUUAAGUCUAGAAGAUCUUUCAAGUGGGAAAUACCUGCUGACAUUUCCAAAGAAGAAACCUUUAGAACACAUGGAAGAUCUCUUUGCACUUCUUGCUGUGUUGCACAGAGCUUGUUUUCAGAUUACAUCACGCAGCUAUGCUCUGACUUCAGUGAAGUCAUGGCUCCUAGAGCACAUGGAAUGUGAAGUAAUCAAGGAAUUUCCACAAGUUUGCUUUUGCAAAAGGCCAGGAAAUUUCUAUGGAACAUUCUUCAGCUGGAAAGAAAGAACACCAUUUGAAGGGAUUUUAAUAGUCUAUUUCAGGAAUCAGACAGUUUUGUUCCAGUGCCUUCAUAAUCUCAGCAGAGUUCUCCCUGUAAACAGUUUCUUCAAAAAUCUAAAAUUAGGAAGCGAAGAUAUCCUAAUUGAUCAUUUGACGUUAGCUUUGGAGAAGGAAUUGGUUACCCUUGGUUCUCUUUCUUCUGCCUCAGCUAAGGUUGAAAGCAACUUGGUACAGAGCUCUGAAGCAAGCGAAGGAAAGAGUAGUAAUGUGGCUGCUUCAUCAGACAGAGAGGAACGCAUCCAUCUCUACAGAGAAGAACUUCAGAGAGAAAAGCAGCAAACAUUGGGGACGAACCUAAAUGUGAGUGGUGCCCUUUACAGAGAAAUGACUUUGAAAUUAGCUGAGGUUCAGCUGAAAUCAGACCUUGCUGCCCAGAAACUGACUGAUUUAUAAUUACCGUCUCAAUUUGGUUAUAUUUUAGAAUAAUUUUUCCCUUCCAGAAUGUUUUGGUUCUACUCGUUUUCAUUUUCCUUGAUAGGCCUGCUCUGCAAAAAUAAAGAUUGAGUUUUAUGUAGGAUCCUUGGUUUCGAAGAUGCACAGAAGAGCUUGCUUUAGAGCAGCAUUUCUCAACUGGGCUCAUUUUGCCCGUGGGGUGUUUGACUAUGUCUGGGGAUGGUUUUUGGUUGUCAGAAGCAGUGGCAGGAGCGUGAGGGGCAGGGGGAGAGGGGUGCUGUUUGAAUCUAGUGGGUUGAGCUGCUGUUAAACUUCCUCCUCAGCACAGAACAGCUCCACAACAAAGACUGUCCCAGCCCUAAUGUGAGUAGUGCUGAGGUGGAGAAAUCCUGCCUUAGAGUUACCACUUAGUGAGGACCCAAGCGAUUAUUUUAUUCUAAAUCUUUAAAAAACUUACAUAGUCCUUAGUCAUACUCUGCUUAGUAAAAACCUAGCAUAUAGACAUCAGUUUCAAACAGAUAAACAUGAUUGUCAAAGUUCCUGUAAACGUCGAGCCCCUGUAGAAAUUUAAAUGGAAGAGUGUCUAGGUGAGAACAUUAAAAUGAACACGUUGGAAACCCUUAUUAAGUUAAAUUUUGUUAGAAAACGUCUCUGAAAUUGUGUCAGUCUGUAGGCAUGUGAAAAUUUUUAGGGCUUUUCUUUGAAAAACAUCUCUCUUUCAAAAGGCUAAGCAUACCUCACAGGUCACUAUUUUUAAAAAAUUGAAAAUGCCUUAAAGCCAUCUGUAAUUCCAAUUCUAGGCAAAGGUAAAAUAUAAAAUUCUAAGAUAAAGAAUAUAGCACGCCUUGGGGACUGAGAAAUUUAAAAAAUAAGUGAAAAUUCACUUCAGUUAAGUGAUUUUUAAGGGUUGCAAUGAGGCAUUUCAAAGGCAUAAAAAUUCAACUUUCUUUUCAGAACAAUAAGAAUUCUGGAGUAAUAAGAGAAUGUCAGGAGAAAGGCAAAGACACAAAAGAGUAUGGGCCAAAAAGAAUGUUUCUGAUCCUUUUUGCUAUAAAGUCCUUAAGUGAGAUAGAGGUUUCUGUCUCCGUGAAAGAAAUCAAGAUGAUUAUAGAAAGUGGCCUUUCAUGCUUGCUGUAAUGAAAUGCUAAUUUCCCUCACACCUCAGAAGCCCUUGUCCCUAACGAUCUGGUGAUGCAGGUGGGUUUUUGCCUUGUGGUUGUUGUGGUUAUUUCGUUUUGUGGUUUGUCUUGUCUUGGUUUUUAUGACUGUCUAUAUAAUAGGCUAUCUCUUUUUUUAGAGAUCCAUUGCAAAUUGAGGUAGAACUCUUUAUCUCCAUUUCUAUGAAAUGUCAAUGGAAAAUAUUUCAGGCUUUCUGGAAAUGGAAAUGCGAUAAUUUGGGAAUUAAUUGUGGAAAUCUUGAAGCAUUGUGUAUCAGUUGAUACAGUGAAACUGGCCCGUGACAUGUUCUGAAAGAGAAACUAGGUAGAAAAUAGAAGAACUAAAUUGUAAAAUGGAGGCUGUCAGAAAACUAAACCAAAGUUUAGUUUUAUCUGUAGGAAGGUUGGGAUAGUUUUAAAAAAAAAAAA